Molecule: messenger RNA, 1801 nt
Organism: Diospyros lotus (date-plum)
Lineage: Eukaryota; Viridiplantae; Streptophyta; Magnoliopsida; Ericales; Ebenaceae
Exons: 4
Coding region: 88-981 (297 amino acids)
Source: RefSeq, a predicted model, not a curated record
CGCCACCUUCAUGACCAGCGUCUCUUUCCUGUCCAUCUUCUGAACUCUGAUUGUUGGAUUCUUCUGGAUUUAUCGGUAUGUCCUGAAAUGGAAGCUGCUGCGACUCAGAGAAGAAGAUCGUCUUCGUCGGCAAAGAGAAAGCCAUUUUCCGAUACGACCAACCUGGUCCCCAUCUCCACCGUCCUUCGCAACCUCUCGUCGUCCCUCUCUUUCGCCCCAAAUCCAAAUCCUAAUUCCAAGCCGUACCACGUCUCUGAAAACAAGUCAGAGACCAUCAAUUCUUCCAAAUCCAACACCAGCAUCGGAUCAUCUAACUACGACCAUGAAUUCAGUGCUCCAAACCCUAGAACCGUUCCUCAAUCACGACCUUCAACCCGUCGGCGCCUUUCCCUGCUUACUGAUCGAGACAAUGAGAGAGAAGAUGCACAUGAGCCUCUUGUAGUCUACAGUAAAAAACGGACUGCAGAGAAAACAAAGGAUAAGGGAAAGGAAGUUACGCCUUUUUCUUGUCCCUCUCUCAAGAAAACAAAGGAUAAUGCCGUGGAAGAUGCUGUGCCUUUUACUUGCCCUCCACUCAAGAAAGGAAAGGAUAACGGGAAGGCAGUUGUAUUGCCUCCUAGUUUUACCCAUCCUGGAAAGGAUAGUGGAAAAGCUACUUUUGUGCAUACCAGUACCCCUUCUCCCGUGAGUAAAAGAAACAGAAGGAAAGAAAAUGUUGUGCCUCUUAGCUGCCCUCUUCCGCAAAGGAACAGGAAGAUAUGGAAAAAAUUCAACAACACGGGAGAUGGUGGUUUAUCCAAAUCGUGCCUAGUUCCCCAUCCAAAGAAUAAAAAGAAGAGGCAUAGCUCUUCACAGGAGAAAGAUUUUUCACAUCCUUUGCCGAAAGAAUUUGUUGAGAAGCAGAGAGCUUACUUUCAAGAGGUUGAUAAGUUUGAACUUCCAGAGGAGGAGGUAUCAGAAAGUGAGUUGGAUAGAGACUAGAGAGAUAUUACAUCAAUAUAUGCAGUGGGCACAUCCUAACCAGACCCUUCUCUGUUUAGUGACAAGAAUACAUUUCAUGAAUAUGGUACCUUUCACCUCCUGCCAUUGGUUGUAGAAAUGUAAGCCUUUGUAAUUUUUCCCCCCAAUUCCACUUUGGAAUCAUGCUAGGUAUAGAUAUUGUUCUUCAAUGGAGCACGGGCAUUCCACAAGCAUGUCAGCGCUCUCACGUCUUCCUUGUUACCGUGGUCAGUGACAUGGUUAUGGGAUUAUAAUGUAGCAUGAGCUUCUGUAAAAGACUAGCUAACAUUUUUGUGAUGAAUGGCAUAAUGUAAAGUUGUUGCAUUAUCCCUGCCAGUUGGUGCAACUAUUUGUAUACCAAUUUUAAAUGAGCCACAUUAGCAAGGUAAGCAUCUGGUUCUGAAGGACCCUUCCUCGAUUCUAACUGACUCUUCCCUGACUCUUGCAAAUCAGGUCUUAAAGCGCCUAUACCGACAAGGCCUUUUAAGCGGUAUGCGCCUAUAAAGACCAACUCAGUCCAUUGUGGUGAGACACAGAGCAUCAAGGUGCAAAUAUAUAUUAUAUUUAUCAGUCCAUCUCCCCCUUUGAUUUCCCUCUCCCAUCUCUGAUCUCUCUCACUCGAAUCCGUCUUCUCUUUCUUUCUUUGGAGUAAAAUAGAUUUAUCUAACUAUCUAUACUAUAUAUAAUGUGUUCAUUCACUGCUCAGUGACGAUAUUACCCAGCAAGGCGAUGCAAAUUUUGUGUCCAAUCUUUUUGUGGCUUUGGCUUUAGCUGUUCUUUCUCUUUUGUGGUAAUGUCUUCG